Molecule: messenger RNA, 1711 nt
Organism: Pisolithus orientalis
Lineage: Eukaryota; Fungi; Basidiomycota; Agaricomycetes; Boletales; Pisolithaceae
Product: ferric reductase like transmembrane component-domain-containing protein
Exons: 5
Coding region: 97-1509 (470 amino acids)
Biological process (GO): iron ion transport; copper ion import; intracellular iron ion homeostasis
Cellular component (GO): plasma membrane
Molecular function (GO): ferric-chelate reductase activity
Source: RefSeq, a predicted model, not a curated record
UUCGACACUGGACGUUACCGUAUGUAGGGUUAAACAUCUUACAGAUGUCAAUCAUUCUCGCAUAUCUCGCCGUCGUUUUGCUCUGUGUUAUCAAAGAUGCUCCUCUUGUAUCUAACCCCAACCGAGCUGGUACAAUCCACCUUCGACUUACACGUUUUCCACCCCAUCUCUGACAGUCCUCUCCGCACAGGCUUCCUCGCGGUAGCCCAGAUCCCGAUCGUAUUCUUAUUUGCAACGAAGAAUUCUAUCUUGUCGCUCCUUUUAGGCCCCGGAAACGGAUACGAGAAGCUUAACUAUAUACACCGCAUGUCUGGAAGACUGAUGUUCCUAUCCGCAUGCAUCCACGGAUCACUCUGGAUACGCAAUCAUUUGCAGUACGGACUUCCGAUCAUCGGACAGCAAAAGGAAACUUCCGGCGUAGCAACGUUAGCCGUGCUCGGAAUCAUAGUCUUGACUUCGCUUCGCCCGGUACGGAGGUUAUUCUAUCAGGUUUUCUUCGUGGUCCACGUUCUGACAUUCGUUGCGUUUUUCGUCACCGUUCGUUACCAUACGCUGUAUGCGGCACCGUGGAUAUUCCCGGCCCUCGCUUUCUUCGGGGCAGACGCAUUCUUGCGCUUCUUGCGCUACCGCAUCAAGGAUGCUAAACUUAGCGCUCCGGAUCAACUAAUGACACUAGUUCAUAUCCAAGAUUGCGACGAUGGAUGGUUGGCUGGCCAACACGUCCAACUCCGUGUCUUUUUCUCCAAUCGCGCCUUCGAGAGCCACCCGUUCACCAUUCUCUCCGGUCCUCCGAAUAGGUCCUGCUUCAACCAGUCCGGCAUGAUCCUCGCAGCACGCGUCAACGGCGAUUGGACACGUGAACUCAACGCAUACGCGCAUAACGAACAAGACCCAUCUGUCUGCAUAUCAGAGAAGCAAAGUGGUGGCGAGCGGAGCUGCGUACCCAUACACGUCAUGAUUGAUGGUCCAUAUGGUGGGUCGAGUGUCGACCUUGGACAGUACGAGACGGUGCUGUUGGUUGCUGGCGGAUCAGGAGCAACGUUUACGCUCGGGCUUCUGGACGACAUCGUCUUUAGAUGUAUCAAGGCUGGCCGUCGUCACGGCGAACGAACGAGAAGGAUCGAAUUCGUAUGGUAUAUCAGAUCGUUUGGUCACAUCGCAUGGUUCGCAGAGAUGCUGACAGAGAUUGCCAUCCUCGCUGCAGGAACCUCCCUUGAUAUCCAUUUCUCCAUCUUCGUCACAUGCUUGUGUGACCCCGAAGCUGUACCAUUCAUACCCAACAGCGACGUCAAACUAGACCGUCCACCUGUAUAUACACUUCUCUGUGAAACCACCGGACUUUCGCGACCCUGUUCUUUCGAAUCCGCUGAAGCGGAGGAGGAUAAGCCAUUCAGCGCAGCACAGCCGCACGCUGGAGGUGGCGUCGCAGUGUGUGCGAGUGGGCCGGAGAGGUCUGGUCAGUCGAAACGAGGAAUGCGGUCGCGAGGUUGGGUGUCGGGAACGCUUUGAAGUUGGGUGGCGUUGUGGUGCAUGUGGAGAGUUUUGCGCUGUAAAUUGGGACCUGGGUUUGUAUGUACGUAUGAAGAUGUCGCGCGUAUGUUUAUUUUUGUGUAAAAUAGCCCCCCGGUAUUAUGAUCUUACACGAGCGGGAUAUGAAUGUUGUAUAUGGUAAACCAGGGCCUUGCGACUUGAGCAGACCAAGCCUAGAUGU